CAAUUGAAUCGAAAGUGCUGAUGCUUCCUUCCGUUCACUUGCCAUGGAAAUGGCAGCCUCUGCUCGAACCGUUGACGAAAUUUUCAAAGAUUACUCGGCUCGAAGAACCGCCGUCCUUCGUGCUUUGAUUUUUGAUGUGGAUCAAUUUUAUGGACUCUGCGAUCCAGAAAAAGAAAAUUUAUGCCUUUAUGGACAUCCGAAUGAAAGCUGGGAAGUUACUCCGCCAGCAGAGGAAGUUCCACCCGAGCUGCCUGAGCCAGCGCUUGGCAUCAAUUUUGCUAGGGAUGGAAUGAACCGAAAAGACUGGUUGUCCUUGGUUGCAGUGCAUAGUGAUUCGUGGUUGAUUUCUGUGGCUUUCUAUCUUGCUGCUCGUCUUAACCGUAAUGAAAGGAAAAGCCUAUUUUGCAUGAUUAACGACCUGCCCACAGUUUCUGAGGAAGUAAGUGAAAGGAAGCCUGUUAAAGACAAACCAAGUAUUGAAAGUGGGAGCAAAUCUCAGGGCACCGCAAAGAGAUCAAACGAUGGACAAGCGAAGAGCAAUCCCAAGACCGCUGAUGGGGAUUAUGAGGAUGAUGGAGACGAGCACGGUGAAACACAAUGCGGCAGCUGCAGCGGAAACUACAGCGCGGAUGAGUUUUGGAUCGGGUGCGACGUUUGCGAGAGGUGGUUCCAUGGAAAAUGUGUUAAGAUAACACCUGCUAAAGCCGAAAACAUUGAGCGGUACAAAUGCCCGUCUUGCAGGUAGUGAUAGUGAGUGAAAAUAGUAAGAACAGGACAUGAUUAUAUAUAUAUAUGUAUCAUCAAAAUGUGUGUGAUAAUAGAUGCUUUUAACGAGAUGACUUCCUUGCUACUGAUAACAUUGUUUACUUAUUCAACUGAUGUAUUUGAAUUUGUGGAUAACAUUUUAAUAGGGAUGUGGUAGUAUUAAUAUACGGUUAAGAA
This is a messenger RNA of Hibiscus syriacus, 942 nucleotides long. Its product is annotated as PHD finger protein ALFIN-LIKE 1-like. Lineage: Eukaryota; Viridiplantae; Streptophyta; Magnoliopsida; Malvales; Malvaceae. Gene Ontology annotation, cellular component: nucleus. Gene Ontology annotation, biological process: regulation of DNA-templated transcription. Gene Ontology annotation, molecular function: transcription coregulator activity; transcription cis-regulatory region binding; histone binding. The transcript has 6 exons. The coding region runs from base 44 to 745 and encodes 233 amino acids. The record is from RefSeq and is a predicted model, not a curated record.